AACACUGCAACACAUAGGUUGUGCAAUUCAAUAUGGCGACAAGUGCGAGGAUUUUUAGACAAAGUUUUCGAGCUGCUCAACAGUUAAGAUUAGAUGGUUAUAAAGCACAUGGUCUUACAUGUAGUAAGCACGUGUCCAUCUUAAGGAAAAAGUUAUGUUAUGGUGAAACUGCUCGGCCGUUGGCAUCUUUUUGUGGAUUGCUAAACAGUCCAGCUAAAUUGAACAUGAAAUCAAAAAUGUCGUUUGCCCCCCAGCAAGUUACAAAUGUCAGUUUGAUUGCUAGAAGUGAUAUUUGUAUCUCAACUGGAUCAGAUGAAAGCACUGUGGCUGCACCUGAGGGUAGUGAUUCUAGUUGUGAAGCUAUGGAAGGACCUCAUGGUGAGGAUGAUGGACUAGUAAUUACUGGCAUUUCAAGAGGAGAUGAUUUAUAGCAUUUGCUGCCUGGCUGAGUUUAAAAGAUCAUUUUAAUGCAUGUUGAACUAUGUUGCUUUUAAUAUAUGUAAAGAAAGAAAUUCUGGGUUGCUUGUAUUUACAUCAAUAAUAGCCCAACUAUACUCUGUCAGGCAAAGUGAUAUUACAUAGUUGGCUAUGAAAA
Messenger RNA from Xenia sp. Carnegie-2017, 595 nucleotides. RefSeq lists its product as uncharacterized. NCBI's taxonomy places the organism in Eukaryota, Metazoa, Cnidaria, Anthozoa, Malacalcyonacea, Xeniidae. The coding region runs from base 33 to 431 and encodes 132 amino acids. The transcript has 5 exons. The record is from RefSeq and is a predicted model, not a curated record.